Molecule: messenger RNA, 1397 nt
Organism: Sclerotinia trifoliorum
Lineage: Eukaryota; Fungi; Ascomycota; Leotiomycetes; Helotiales; Sclerotiniaceae
Source: the annotation of a GenBank genome assembly
UCACCUGUAUAAGAGUUCAAGGGGUCCUCCAUUUCUAGAAUUUAUUCCCAUUCGAAUCUCAGUUACAAAUACACAGCUCCAAUUAACGAAGCAAAGUUAUCCCGGAUCUUAAUCUUGAGAAUUUCUAUUGAACUAGCUCUCGCACACAUUUCACACGCCAAUCUGAACAAUUAUUAGCUCUCGCAAACCAACAGCAAAGAACAAGAUGGCUCAAGAAUUAGAUCCCGAUACGUUCACUUCGCCUUGGAACAUUACAGAAACUCUUCAUCGAGAUCCUUAUUGGGCUAUCGAUCCUAAGAACCCAGCGAAUGUUCAAAAUGGCAAGAUCAUUAUCAUCACAGGAGCUAGUUCUGGUAUUGGAGCUGUAAGUACUUCCUUUCCUGUAUACUCCAACAUACGAUCCGCGUUUCCAAAUCCAAUCAUCUAACACCAAAUAAGGCAGCAGCAAAGGUCUGGGCCGAAGCCCACGCAUCUGGGAUCGUACUCGCAGCUCGUGGAGUCCCAGCAAUGGAAUCCCUUAUCAGGGAACUUCAGCCUCUUAGCCCCGAAACCAAAUUUCUGGCUGUGAAAGUCGAUAUUGCAAAUGAAGACGAUGUGAAAAAUCUUUACACGGCUGUGCAAAAGGAAUUUGGAAGACAUGCAGAUGUCUUGAUGAACAAUGCCGGAAUUAUGGAAAUUGAACAUUUCAUUGGAGAGACGGAGCCAAGUAGAUGGUGGAAAAUACUCGUGAGUUCUUACACGCCGGCGGGUUUGAUUCCAAUGAGAUGAUUAAAAGAAGAGAAACUAAAUGUGGCGUCACCCAGGAUACCAAUUUAAAAGGUCUCUAUCAGAUGACGCACCACUACAUGGCGUCGCAACCUACGCCCAAAACUCCCACGGGCACAAUCAUCAACGUUAGCUCUCUAACAGCUGGUCUCACCCUGGACAGGGGCACCUCCUCAUACAGUAUCUCCAAACUCUGCGACCAGCGCUUUUCCGAGUUUCUCGUCAUCGAAUAUCCCUCUCUCCGCGUCUUUACCACCAUGCCUGGAGUCGCGGCUACCAAGAUGGUGCCUGAUUAUUUAAAGCCUUGUGCGCUGGAUCAUGUGGAUUUGACGGGGAUGUUGGCGCUUUAUUUGGUGCAAGAGAGGGCGGAUUUUUUGAGGGGUUCGAUGGUGAGUGUUAAUUGGGAUGUGGAGGAGCUGGAGGAGUACAAGAAGGAGAUUGUGGAGAAGAAGUUGUUGCAGACUACUUGGAUGCCGGUUUUUCCCGUUGGUGGUGUGAAGAAGUUGGCUGAGUUUAGGGAUUAGUUUACUAGGGGUUUGUGGAUGGAAGCGGGGAGGGACUUGGGUUUUGUUAUUGUUGUUACUUUUUACAUACUCCUCUCAGCCUUUAAAUCAAGAAUAAGUAAGAUCUUA